This is a messenger RNA of Diuraphis noxia (Russian wheat aphid), 553 nucleotides long. Its product is annotated as cytoplasmic dynein 2 intermediate chain 1. Gene Ontology annotation, biological process: intraciliary transport. NCBI's taxonomy places the organism in Eukaryota, Metazoa, Arthropoda, Insecta, Hemiptera, Aphididae. Gene Ontology annotation, molecular function: dynein light chain binding; dynein heavy chain binding. Gene Ontology annotation, cellular component: cytoplasmic dynein complex. The record is from RefSeq and is a predicted model, not a curated record.
AAGUAUAUGCGUGUGGGAUUUAAGAGAAUCCAAACUGCAUCAUCAGCAAGUCAACGGCCUCCCUUGUCCACUUCGUUCGCCGUCUUUUAAUACUGCUUUGUCAAUUGACCAUGGCCAUAAGGCGAAAAUUGUUGGCUUAAGCACAGUAACAUACAAUAAUGUUACUAACGAAGAAUUACCAGACGAGCUUUGUAGCUUGGAUGAAGAUUUUGUUUUGGCCGUAUGGACGAUCGUGGACAGUUGGUCAGACGCUUACGAAAUUUCAGAAAAAAGUGCCGGCACUGCGCCCUGGAGUUCCGUGAGAUUACUAAAAAUGCAAACUAUCAAUGCCAAUAAAAAUGUCCCUAGAUAUUUGUCUGAUGGUGUCAUGGCCACAUGCAUAUGUUUAAAUAACAUUCAAGAUGCUUUUAUUGGUACUAAUUGUGGACUGGUUUUCCGGUGCAAUUUGGGGGGACACAAAGUAUGGCCAUCGUACUUUACCCAAGAAAAUACAGAUGAACAUUUUUCGGUGAACUCGUUGGAUAUUUGCCCGUUUGACUUGAAUUUUUUUUUG